Messenger RNA from Physcomitrium patens, 1796 nucleotides. RefSeq lists its product as uncharacterized. Lineage: Eukaryota; Viridiplantae; Streptophyta; Bryopsida; Funariales; Funariaceae. Gene Ontology annotation, cellular component: cytoplasm. The record is from RefSeq and is a predicted model, not a curated record.
UAAGUCUCGGUGAACCUGGAUGAUUUUCGGUCGUUUGGUGACGUGAUCCAGAAGUUGCCUCUCUUGAUACGUAAAUUGUUUGUGGGGUACUGAAAGUGAAAUCGAACCAUUCCCCAAUGUAAAUUUAGGGUUUAAGAAAAUCAGCAGCAAUUCUACGCUCUCCGUACAGUCUUGAACCUUUCAAAUCGGGAAGGCCAAUGUUUUAGGGCUUAUCACACACUCCAACAUGUCUAUUCGAGAUGUGAAAUCUAAUGCACCAGAAGUUUGAUGUUGUCGACGUCUCCUACUGCUUCAAUCCGUGGCUACAUCAGAUCGCUGCUUUGUAUUCUUCUAUCAUGGUGUUGCGCUUAGUCACGUACUUUUCGAAGUGAACGUGAGUUUACUUAUAGUCAAUCACCUCACCUUCACACCUUGUGAACUUCAUUCAGUGUCAACAUUUGGAAUUACAGAGAUAGUAUGAAGUGAACCUGAUCGAGGAAUUCAUCCUUCAGGAAUGGAAGACGAGGCUGUACCACUAGCGGUUCCGCUCUUCGAUACUUUACAAGAAAAUGAGAGCAGCACGAAAUCGACCCAAGUUUCAAAUACGGGAGAGUCCGUGAAGAGUCUGGCAACUAGAGAUGAAGAUCAUGGAAAUGUUGGUGAGCAAGCUGAGUCAGUGGGGAUCACUAUGAUUACAGGGUAUUUGGGUGCUGGUAAAACCACGUUAGUCAAUUAUAUUCUGAAUGAAAAGCAUGGUCGAAGAAUAGCAGUGAUCUUGAAUGAGUUUGGAGACGAGCUAGGGAUAGAAAAGGCUAUGGUGAACGAUGGAGCAGGCGGUGCACUUGUAGAAGAAUGGGUGGAGCUAGGCAAUGGUUGUGUUUGUUGCAGCGUCAAGCAUAGUUUUGUUCAAGCUCUUGAACAACUGCUCGAGCGCCGGGAAAAAUUUGAUCAUAUUUUAUUGGAGACAACAGGUCUCGCCAAUCCUGGCCCUGUUGCUGCCGUGCUUUGGGUGGAUGAUCAACUCGAAUCCCCUGUUCACUUGGACUCCAUUGUUACGGUUGUGGAUGCUAGGAACUUGAAACAACAACUCGCAGAUACACGGGAAACAGGAGCAGUGAAUGAAGCUUACCUUCAGAUCGCUUUUGCGGAUGUGGUGCUUCUCAACAAGGUUGACCUUGUGAGCGGAGGUAUGGUGGAAGUGGAGGAUUUAGAAGCCCGGAUUCAUAAUAUUAAUGGGUUAGUGAAAAUUGUUCGCUCUGUGCGAUGUCAAGUGGACCUCAAGGAUGUAUUUGAGCGUAGAGCGUACAAAUCUCAGCAAUUGAUGAAUGUGGAAAGACUCUUACAAUUGGAUGAACGAGAUGUACAUGAUCGUAUGGUGGGCACCGUCAGUUUCUCUUUGUCUGAAACUGCCAACCUGGACAAGGUGAAUGACUGGCUUGGAGAGCUCUUGUGGGAGGGUGGAAAGGACUUCGAAAUCUAUCGUAUGAAAGGUGUCCUGAAUAUUGAUGGGUCUGACACCAUGCACAUGCUUCAGGCUGUACGUGACCUCUACGAGAUUGUCCCUACUCGAUCUUGGAGAUCAGAUGAGAAGCGGACACACAUAGUCUUCAUAGGGAAGAAUCUGAAGAAAGAUUAUCUUUUUGAGUCUUUCAAGACGUGUCUGUCGAUGUAGUUAGAUUAGAUGCACGCGAUGUAUCGGCUCCUUGUUUUCAGCUAUUAAGAAACGUGUUUUUAAAGAUAACCGUAUAAGAUAUUUGUAAAACUCUAUUUAUGCACUGAAAUUGACUUUGGAAAAGGGAAUCUGUUUAUCUCAAUCA